AUGAGGCCGUCUGCUGGCCCUGUUCCUGAAGUGUACAUGGCAGAGCCCCAGCUCCUGGAGUCAUACCCGCACUCGCUGCGCUAUUUCUCCACGGGGGUGUCGGAGCCCGGCCCGGGGCUGCCCCCGUUCAAAGAGGCCGGGUACGUGGACGAUCAGCUCAUCUACCGCUACGACAGCGAUCGGGGGAGCGCGGAGCCCGGCGCGGAGUGGAUGGCGCGGAGCGAGGGGCCGGAGUACUGGGAGGAGGAGACGCGGAGAUCACAGGGCUCGCAGGCCAUGUUCCGAGAGAACCUGAACACCCUGCGUGAGCGCUACAACCAGACCGGGG
Molecule: messenger RNA, 328 nt
Organism: Chrysemys picta bellii (western painted turtle)
Lineage: Eukaryota; Metazoa; Chordata; Testudines; Emydidae
Source: RefSeq, a predicted model, not a curated record